AUGUCCUAUUCUCUGCGGCCUGGGAACAAGUUGAAGGCCCCCAAACGUUACAGGGAUGCAGAUGGAGAAGAGGCUGAUGAUCCGCCAGAGCCAAAAACUACAAAGCCUGAUACCGUGCAGGGCUCGCUCCCCCCACCUAUAUUCGCAGUGCCUCGUACUGUCGGAGCCCAUCACUCGAUAUUUCCAAACGCCCCCGAGCAGCCUAAGAUGCCCAAUAUCAAGAUGAUCAAGCAAAGGAAGCGCAUGCGCACCGAAGAGCCAGAUGAGUAUGACUCGCGCGUGCGCACCCAAGCCGGACGCGCCGUCAGACUCCACAAAGACACUGCAUCUGAGUUACCGCCCGACAACUUGAGCCUCAAAUCAGCGGCGUUCCCUUCGCUCCCAACAAACGUGCCACCUCCGCUACCGACUGCUAUAGCAGAGUUUGAGGGGCACGGAAUGAAAGAGCUGGUGGAAGCAAUGAAGAAGAACGACUCGAAACGCGUGUCAGAGACCAAGGCUCGCUUUGCUCAAAUGUAUGCGACUAGCACAUACGACUGGUAUGCGGAACUGAGGGAGCGCUGGAGCCCAGACGAGAGCGACGCAACGGUCAAAUUCGAAUCGCUUUGGCCCUCACUGUGCCAGACCAUCAUCGACGAGAUUCAGGACGACUUUGCCGGAGCUGGGCAGCCCGACACCUUGUACCCAGUCCAGCGCCUCUUGAAGAUCACGCGCACAGAGCUCCUCGACAUCAUAGAGAAGAAUGGCCAAGCCUGGAACACUGACGAGGAUAUCCCACUGUACUAUCGAGAAUUGAAGCGCAGGAACCCAGAUGCCAUCAUCGACCCCGAUCAGCCUCCGCCAGCGCAAGUCGUCCGAGCAAUCAAGUUCCUAAAGCAGCAGCAUUUACCGGGCACUCUGCUAGGCGAAUGGUCUACGCUACCUUCUGUACAAGUAUUUCGCCCCCUCUCCCAGUCUCAGAUUUUUACAGAAUCCCCCGAGGCAGAACGCUAUCAUAGCGAUAUAGUUAGAACUGUAGAGUCCCACGAAUCCAGCGAGGCUAUCGUCCAGCAGCAAGACAACGAAUACCAAGCCAGACUCGAGAAAAUGCUUAGUGAGGGUAACAUUGCUUCUCGCCGGCUUCCCGAAAAAGACCUCAAAUGCAAGUAUUGUCGCAGGAAGGGCCAUCUUCAUAGUGACAGAAGCCGUGAGGGUCUCUUAAUAUGUCCCGGCAAGCGCAUCGAUGAAAGCCGCGAAAAACACGCCAAUACCCACGUCGAAGCCGCCUUCCUACGCGAUGCCGCCGAAGCUGAACUCGCUGAAACCAGACGUAAAGACCGUAUCGCCGCAGCGCAGCCACCGCAGCCACCACAAUGGCGGCCAUUCAUGCCAGGCCCCAAUACACCACGGACCCAGCGUAUAUAUACAUCCUGGCUACAAUGGAAAGACAGAAAAGCCGUGAUGACUGACCCAGCAUUCCAGGACCAUACACCUCGUCGCCGUAUCCGUAAGCAAACUCGGGAACAACACGCCGAGGAACUAUGGAGAGAAGCAGACAAGCAUCCAGGAUUGAAGGUAAACCAGCCGCAUAUCGCCGACACAAUAAAGAGAUUGAAGGCAGCACAUGAGAGAUUGCAGAAUAGUGGUCCGCUUAUACAAGACUACACUAAUACCAGUAUUACUUCUGUCUCUGCCUCUGCUUCUUUCCCACCAAGGACAACAAUAUCCCCACACAUGCUCUACACCUCACCCUGGACGCGCCCGCUAGAACCCCUCAAACCGCCUCCUCCUCCCGCUUCGAGCACCUCUGCAGCUUCUAGUCCCACGCCUAGUCCUAAUGCUGGCCUACCUACACCCACAUCCCUCCAAUCCACGACCCCGCCUCAACACCAGACCGAAGGCCAACCCCAAAUCAGGAAGAAACGUGGUCCCUACAAGAAGAAAAUCAAGCCGGUAGCGGGGACUUUUACUUCUCCGCCGCCACGGCAUAGGAUCAUUCGGGAUGGGUUGGUUAGUUUGGCGCCGGCGGGUGUGUCGAAUGGGAUGAGUGGUUUUACUGCUGGUGGUCAGGGGGAGGGGUAUGCGAAUGUUCUGGGGGAGAAUGGAAAUGCGAAUACCUUUGGGCAGAAUGGAUACGCUAGUGUUCCAGGACAUGGAUACGUGGAUACUCAGGGAAACACAUAUACCACUGUCCGCGUGGGGAAUGGACACACAAACGGAAGCGGAAAUGGAUACGCCAACUCCCCAGGCAAUGAAUACACGAAUGGCCACGGAAUCGCCAACACCCCAGGAGCCGCCUACACAAACGGCUACACACGCGCCUUAGAAGCUACAUCCUCAAAUAGCAACGCCAUUACCUCAGUGCAGAACGGACACGCCAACUCCCCAGCAACCGGCUAUACAAACGGACUUGCCAAUACCUCCGCAAACGUCUCCACACACACCCCAGACUCUACAUCCACAUCCACAUCCUCAAUCACAAUCCCAGUUCCAGCUCCAGCUCUAGCUCCCGUUCUCCUUCCCACCCAAAAACAGCUACCAACACGCCCUCGCAUCACCCUCGGAAACACAUCUGCAAACGCAAUCGACGUAGAUGCGCAAAACCUAUAG
This is a messenger RNA of Pyrenophora tritici-repentis Pt-1C-BFP, 2589 nucleotides long. RefSeq lists its product as uncharacterized. NCBI's taxonomy places the organism in Eukaryota, Fungi, Ascomycota, Dothideomycetes, Pleosporales, Pleosporaceae. The record is from RefSeq and is a predicted model, not a curated record.